CUAUGAACGAGGAGCAGUUUGUGAGCAUCGACCUGGACGAUGACAACAUCUGCAGCGUCUGCAAGCUGGGGACCGACAAGGAAACGCUUUCGUUCUGCCACGUGUGUUUUGAGCUGAACAUUGAAGGAGUACCAAAGUCAGAUCUUCUACAUACAAGAUCUUUAAGAGGGCACAGAGACUGCUUUGAAAAAUUCCACUUAAUAGCAAAUCAGGACUGUCCGCGAUCAAAGCUCUCUAAAAGUCCAUAUGCAGAAGUAAAAAAUAUCCUGAGCAGAAAAAUUAGCUGGAUCAUACAGUACGCACAAAACAAGGAUUUAGACUGUGAUCCUGAAAGCUCAAAAACAACCCAGCACCAACUUUUUAACUUCAGACAUCAGACUGAGAGAAAGUUACUCCCACAGGUUGAAUCUCCAGUACCUAGAUACUCUGCGAAAUGGAUAGAUGGAAAUUCUGGGGGCAUCUCGAGCUGCUCACAAACUCUUUUGGAACAAAGAGAAUCCACUGAUUUCAGACUUGGUGUGUUACAAGAAGCAGGUACCACCUUCUGUUGCAGCAGUGUUUUGUGGUCUAAUCACAACCAAGCCCAGAAAGCUGAAAAAGCUGAAGGCGCUUCACUCACCAGUGCUCGUAGAAAGCAUCCUCAGUACAGCAGGGAAGAAUUGACUAUGAUGACUCCUGGAGAGUUAAAGCAACUUAAUGAAAAACUGCUCAAGCAAAUCCAGGAUGUGUUUGAAGAGCUGGCGCAGCAAGUCCAAGAAAAGGACUCUUUGGCCUCAGAGCUCAAUGUCCGUCAUAUUGCUAUUGAGCAGCUGCUGAAGAACUGCUCCAAACUGCCAUGUCUACAGAUGGGACGAGCAGGGAUGAAAUCAAAUGUCCCCAUAUAAAGGGGAUACAGCUUCUAUCCCCCUGUAGAGCUAACUUUCCCAAACAGCUUUGAUAACCAUUCCAUACAGCUGCACAGAUAUCUGGAAGCUCUUGAGGAAUCUGGGGCAGCUUUCUCUUUGCAUUCGUAAUCCAUAAAAUCCACUUUGGCUUUAACAA
Molecule: messenger RNA, 1041 nt
Organism: Tauraco erythrolophus (red-crested turaco)
Lineage: Eukaryota; Metazoa; Chordata; Aves; Musophagiformes; Musophagidae
Source: RefSeq, a predicted model, not a curated record